UUCAAACGCAGCAGUCACUUUAGAAGCGAUCGUGUGUUGUCAGCAGGUCAGCACGCGCUAGCUCAGCUCGUAGAAGAUUGAGUUUUCCUCUUUCUUCGUCAAGCCACUCAAGACCACUGCCACUCAAGUAACUCAACGUGUAAAUUGCCUGCUUACGAGACCUGAGCUCUCAGGAGCAGUAUUUGCGACGAUGUGGAUCCAAGUGCGAACCAUGGACGGCGCGAAGUCGGUGCGCAUUGAUGGCCUUUCGAAGAUCACUAAGGUGGAAGAUCUGCGGCUUCGUGUUCGCGAUGAAUUCGACGUCGAAACAGCGUUGCAGAGACUCUUCUAUCGAGGCAAACAACUGGAAGAUGGCUAUACUUUAUUUGAUUAUGAUGUUGGAUUGAAUGAUAUUAUUCAGCUGCUAGUUAGGGUUGUUCCGCCAGAUUCCACAAGCACAUCUUCUGCAAGCUCUUCGACUUCACUCAAAGAGAAUUCGAAGGAACCAAGCAAACCACCUGUUGGAUCUCCAUGCUCUGUGCAAAGCCUGUACUACAAGGUGGGUGAUCUGGUGGAUGCUCGGGAUUUGACAAAUGGAGCAUGGUUUGAAGCCAAAGUUGUCAAGAUUACCCAAGAAGGGUGCACAUCUACAUCCCCAGACUCGGGGGAACAAACUAAUGUGGGGAAUGGCUGUGAGAGAGAAAGCGUAUCGGAGGCGUCAAAACCAAAAACAGCUGGGUUGCAGCCUUUGCCUGCUCCUUCCGCAGCUGAUGAACCAUCUAUUGCAGAUGAUGGCUUACUUUACUACGUUCAGUAUGAUGACUACGAAGAUGAAGUGGUUGCACUAAAUCUGAAAUGUGUCCGCCCACGAGCCAGGAAGAUUAUCCCCUUUGAAGAUGUGAGCAUUGGUGAUCGGCUCAUGGUCAAUUACAACGUCGAAGAGCCAUCUGAAUUGGGUUUUUGGUAUGACUGCCUGGUGACUUCCAAGAAGUCGACUCGCACCCAGAAACAACUGUGGGCCACCAUAUUUAUUGGGGCAUCAAAGACGCCUUUGGAAAAUUGCCAUCUCAUGUUCUGUGAUGAACUUUUUGCCAUUGAGCGGCAUCCAGCUGUCAAUGCUGCAGACCGUCAAAAUUUUGAGCAGUCCCAUGCUAAACGUCGACGACAGCCUGAAUGUACACACUGUGGGGAUCUACCAGAGCGUCGCUGCCGCCACUGUGCUUGCUGUCGUUGUGGAAGUAAAAAGGAGCCUGAGCGGCAGUUGCUUUGUGAUGAAUGCGACCGGGCUUUUCACUUGGGCUGCCUGGAGCCGCCUUUAGAAAAACUGCCUGAGGAAGAGCACUGGUUCUGCCCAGACUGCAAGCAUGAUCCGACAGAGGUUGUUCAGCCUGGGGAAGCUUUGAAGGAGUCUCGGCGCAAGUCCCGGCUGCCCUCAAUUGUUGGUGAAGGCAAACGUGACUGGGGCCGUGGCAUGGCGUGCGUGGGACGUACGCGUGAGUGCACUUUGGUGCCAGCCAACCACUUUGGGGCCCUUCCCAACGUGCCUGUUGGUUCUUUGUGGAAAUUCCGGCUUCAGGUGUCAGAAUCUGGUUGCCAUCGGCCACCUGUUGCAGGAAUACAUGGCAGGGAGUCAGAUGGGGCUUACUCUAUUGUUCUUUCAGGAGGCUAUGAGGAUGACCAGGACGAUGGUGAGCAGUUCUUAUACACAGGCAGUGGUGGCCGUGACCUGUCUGGAAACAAACGCACUGCAGAGCAGUCUUGUGACCAAAAGUUGACUCGCAUGAACAUGUCUCUUGCACGAAACUGUGCAGCACCAAUAAAUGCUAAAGAUGGUGCUGAAGCAAAGGACUGGCGAGAAGGCAAGCCUGUGCGAGUGAUCAGGAGCUUUAAAGGCCGAAAGCAUUCCAAGUAUUGUCCUGAAGAUGGUUACCGCUAUGAUGGAAUAUACAAGCUGGUGAAGUACUGGCCUGAAAAGGGGAAGUCUGGUUUCCUGGUCUGGCGCUACUUGCUUCGAAGAGAUGACAAGAGUCCUGCUCCUUGGACGGCAGCUGGCAAGCUAGCUGCUGAGAAACUAGGUCUUUGCAUGCAGUAUCCUGAAGGCUACCUGGAGUCUCAAGAUGGUGAUGCUAACAAUUCUGGCGCAGAAAAUGAUGCCACAGCUGCUAAAGGAAAGGGCAAACGGUCAAGAGCAAGCUCUGGUGAAGAUGCAGCUACUACUCCAAAGAAGCGACAAGCCAGCAGUGGCCAGCAUAGAAGUUCCUGGGCACUGGAAGCAUCAGUGCGCAAGACAAUAGAAGCAGAUAAAUGUAACAAGCGGCUCUGGAGUGAAUGCUUGGCUGUGACAUCAAUGGGCCGAGUAGCUUUCCUGGAUCGUGUUCAGACAGUGUUUACAUGUGUGUGCUGCCAAGAACUGGUCUGCCAUCCUGUGACAACACCCUGCAACCACAACCUGUGCCAGAGCUGUCUACAGAGAUCCUUCAAGGCUGAGGUGUUCAGCUGCCCAACAUGCCGCCAGGAACUGGGUAACACCUACACUCUUCUGGUCAACAGGUCCCUGCAGAAAACACUGCAGGCACUUUUCCCAGGAUAUGAGAAUGGACGAUGAGUGGGCCUAGAGCAGGGGUGUACUUCUGCUGCCUGCAUUAUAUCGCUGACCUAUGCCAAGGCCGGUGGUAUCUUAUGGUAAUAUUUACUGCAGUGACGUGCAUUUACUGUAAAGCAACACAAUGACCCAAGAAGAAAGACAUCUUUAGUGUAGCAUGAAAUUAGUGCCAUCUUUCAAUGUGAUGGCAAGACCAGCUUGCUGUUUUUCACUGACUUUUAGCUGGUGUUUUUUGCUUGGUUUUGUGAAUGUUAAGAUCUUGCUUCUGGCAGAGAUAGUGUUUUAUUGUCCCCUUGUUCUGUAUACAAAUUUGUUGUUAACAUGGUGCAAGACAUGUUUUGUUUCAGUAUGUUUUGACUUUGGAUGCCUGUUUUAUACUCAGUGAAUGUUUGCUUGCCAAUGCCCUUUUGCCUCGGUUUGUGUUUUUGAUGUAUGGCAAAGUCAGAAAGUCACUAAAUUUGUUUUAUUAGCUUUUCUAUAACAAGAAAUUCAGUGCAAUUAAGAAAAGCUACUGAAAAGCGUGAAUUCUGUGUUUGUGAAGUUCAAUGUUGACAUUUAAUGGUGUUUGGCCUCAUACUUAAUUAACUAGCACGAAUGAAAUGGUGCACGAAUGAAUGAAGUGGUGCUUGCAUUUUAUCUAUACUGAAGUAUCUAUGAGUACAAAUUGGUGAACAAUGUGUUAGGAUAGCCACAUGUGUACGUAUAUGUGAAUGGACUGCUCUGUGGGAUUAAUUCUUGUACUUUUUAUUUUUCCAUACUGCACAGUUUUGCAUUUCGAGCACUGUAAAAGUGAUGACAUGCAUUCAUCUUGUUUCAUGCUGAUAAAAGAUGCUAUACUAAUAAUCCCACCCUCAUCACCAGUUGCAAACGCAGACCGACGCAGUGGGGGGUGAACUGCUUUAUUCAAAGAGAUGCGCUGCUUAUAUAGCUCUCGGACGAUUAUGUCACUAUGAUUAAUCUUUUAUCACGAUGGAACACAUUUUAACACUACUUAUAAUCUGGGGAAAUGCUAAGUUUGCCUUUCCAUUUCUGUUUUGUGACAUGGCAUCACAAGUAGCAAGCAGGGUUGCACUGUAGCAAGAAACUUAUAGCUCUUGUGUUUUUAAUUUUGUGCAAGCUUUUGUGUUUUUAAUUUUGUGGAAAUAUUUACAAUUGAGCUUGACUUUUUAACCAUAAAUAAAGCUUUUACAUUACAUGUCAUGCUGAAUUACCAGAAACAACCAAAAAUAAGUUCAGAUAGCAUAUAACCAGAUGGUUGCUUUCUGUAAUUCAUCAGUAUCGGCUGUUUAUUAUGAAAUUGUGCUGUAGUAAAUGAAAGAAGGGCUGCCGAUUCAUGGUGAUGCACAACGCCUAAUCAGUUAUGAAUUUUUUUUAUCCUCCAACAGAAGCAAAGGCACUUUUAGUGUAUGCAACAAGAUAUGCAACAGCAGUUGCAUAAUUUUGUCAUUGGUGUUGAACCAAGGAUUUUGUCGUUGCUUUAGUGGAACAUUUAACUAGAUAGACUGAAGGCUUCAGCUAAGCAGUGUUUGCCGUGCUAAUUCUGCAAGAUGAAUCCAUGUCGUUACAAAGCCUAGUUUGUGAAUCAAGUAAAUGCAAGUGGCAUCUUUGCAUUGUUUUAGUUGUUGCAGUUUAAGCUGCUUAUGGUUUGUGUAACAGUAGACUCUUUUGCAUUUUUUAUAUGCUUAGGUACACCAUAAAAUGACUGAGAUAAAACUAAACAUAGUGUUUGACAAUGGGCUGCACUUUGGUUGCCGCAAUAUCGACCACAAAAUGCCUGGCUGCGUGAAAAAUAAAUUCUUUGCACUUUUUUGUCAUCAAGUUUUGGUUCUGGCUCCUGGUUGCAAAAAAUGUGUUGCAGUGUGGCACAUGAAGAAAUUGCAGUUCAUGACAAGUGACUCAAAGCUGCUUCAUUGUCAUCGUGUCUUUGGUGCACAAGUAUAUGCAGGUUAUGGAUACUACAUAUUUAGGGC
Messenger RNA from Dermacentor silvarum, 4551 nucleotides. RefSeq names its product E3 ubiquitin-protein ligase UHRF1. NCBI's taxonomy places the organism in Eukaryota, Metazoa, Arthropoda, Arachnida, Ixodida, Ixodidae. Gene Ontology annotation, biological process: negative regulation of gene expression via chromosomal CpG island methylation; protein ubiquitination. The transcript has 15 exons. The coding region runs from base 191 to 2584 and encodes 797 amino acids. The record is from RefSeq and is a predicted model, not a curated record. Gene Ontology annotation, molecular function: protein binding; ubiquitin protein ligase activity.